UUGAAAACGGGCAGCUAUGCCGCGCGGUGCAGAAAGCAGGCUGGACGCGUCCUCUUGGAAGAACGGCCGAUGUACCGGAGGACUGGCCCGGGGACUGCGGGACCGGGAGGCUGCUGACAGGCGUUGACAGCUCGGCUCGUUCCCCUGGGGAAUAAACGCCGCUCCUCAGAAGCAGCGGCAGCGGCAGCGGCGGCCGAAGCGGAGGCGCAGGCGGCGGAGGGAGCGCUCGACGAAUCCGCGCUCGCUUUUUCUCCCCCUUUUUUCCCGUCCCUCUCCUCCUCUCCUCCUCUCUUCUCCUUACCGAGAACACCGGCGAUGUUGCUGCUAAACGCCUGAGGAUUUGUGCGUGUUUUUCCGUCCGUUUGUAAAUAAAACUGCGCGCAGACAGAAGCGGCAGCGGCGGCUUCACUAUGCUUUUAUUUGCGCUCCGCAGUUGGAGAUGUCUUAAUAGCUGCUGUAUGGGGACGGUAUGCUUGCAGUUGUUGCUGUGGAUUUUAUGUGCCGUGAACGGAGAGGAGCAGCCGUUCAGUGUGGAGGCAUGGCUCCAGAGGUAUGGCUACCUCCCUCCUGCAGACCCCAGAAUGUCAGUGCUGCGUUCUGCCCGAGUCAUGCAUUCUGCUAUCGCUGCCAUGCAGCGCCGCUACGGCCUCAACAUCACAGGGAGUCUGGACGGAAACACUAUAGACGAUAACACAAUAAGGUGGAUGAAGAAGCCCAGGUGUGGAGUUCCUGAUCAGUUAGGAGGUGCAUCAAAAUUCAACGUCAGGAAACGGCGGUACGCCCUCACAGGACAGAAGUGGCAACACAAACAUAUCACAUACAGCAUAAAGAACGUGACACCCAAAGUGGGCGCCGAGGAGACCCACGACGCCAUCCGACGAGCCUUUGACGUCUGGCAGAACGUGACGCCGCUGCGAUUCGAGGCGGUGCCCUACAGCGAACUGGAGAGGACCAAGAAAGACGUGGACAUCACCAUCAUCUUCGCCUCAGGUUUCCAUGGCGACAGCUCGCCUUUCGACGGCGAGGGCGGUUUCUUGGCCCACGCCUACUUCCCAGGGCCGGGAAUAGGAGGAGACACGCACUUUGACUCGGACGAGCCGUGGACGCUGGGAAACCCCAACCACGAUGGUAAUGACCUUUUCCUGGUGGCAGUCCACGAACUCGGCCACGCCCUGGGUCUGGAACACUCCAACGAUCCCACCGCUAUCAUGGCGCCGUUCUACCAGUACAUGGACACAGACAACUUCAAACUGCCCAUGGACGACCUGCUGGGCAUCCAGAAGAUCUACGGGCCUCCCGAUAAGCUCCCCCAGCCCACCAAACCACUGCCGACGGCGCCCCCUCCCCGCUCCCAUCCUCCAUCAGACCCGCGUAAGCCGGACCGGCAGACACGGCCCCCCAGGCUCCCCCCGGGCGACCGACCGUCCCACCCCAACGCCAAACCCAACAUCUGCGACGGGGGCUUCAACACCCUGGCCAUUCUGAGGAGGGAGAUGUUCGUCUUCAAGGAUCACUGGUUUUGGCGGGUGAGGAAUAACUCCGUCAUGCCCGGAUACCCCAUGCUCAUCAGCGUCUUCUGGAGGGGUCUGCCGCCCAAGAUCGACGCCGUUUACGAGAACAGCGAGGGCAAGUUCGUCUUCUUCAAAGGAAAGCAGUACUGGGUGUUUAAGGACACCGUGCUGCAGUCCGGAUACCCGAAGGACAUCACCCAGUUCGGCCAUGGCAUGCCGGCCCAGAGUAUCGAAACCGCCGUGUGGUGGGAGGACGUGGCCAAGACCUACUUCUUCAAGGGGGACAGGUACUGGCGCUACAACGAGGAGAUGAGGACCAUGGACCCCGGCUACCCGAAGCCCAUCACAGUGUGGAGAGGUGUGCCCGAGUCGCCGCAGGGGGCCUUCGUCGACAAAGGCAACGGUUUCACCUACUUCUACAAGGGGAAGGAGUAUUGGAAGUUUAGCAACCAGUUCCUGCGGGUGGAGCCCGGAUACCCCCGCUCCAUCCUCAAGGACUUCAUGGGCUGCAAGAUGACGCCCAUCGACCCGGACCGCCAGCCGGCCGACGACGGCAACUCGGACGUGGUGAUCGAGCUGGACAACGAGGCGAACACGGUGAAGGCCAUCGCCAUCGUCAUCCCGUGCGUGCUGGCGCUGUGCCUGCUGGUGCUGGUCUACACCGUGGUCCAGUUCAAGAGGAAGGGCACGCCACGCCACAUACUGUACUGCAAACGCUCCAUGCAGGAAUGGGUCUAAAACGACAAAAAAAAACAAAAAAAAAAACACCAGGGACCAGAGGGGGGGAGGGCGAAGGCGAGGGUGAGGGUGAGGGACGGGACUGGUGGAAACAGGAAAUAGAGGAGCCGGUAAUACAGUGGACGUAAAAACUCAGCCACGCCUCCUCUUUUUUUUAAUGGAUCGGACUCUUCGUUCAGACCCGAAGUAACGGACAGACAGUCUGUCGGAAAAUACGUAAGGCACGAGAAUUAACCCCAGCCUUUUGAACCAACAGGGAAUCAGAGGGACGGUCAGUGUGUGUGUGUUGGGGGGGGGGGGUCUUGGCCUAAAACAGACCCUCAGUCCCACUCAAAGACAGCACGAGGGUCAGCAUCACUUUGUAUCUCAGAAACUUGACUUCCUACUUCCCGUUCCUCUCUUUAUUUUUUAUUUUCUUUCUUUUUUUUUUUUUUGUUUGUUUGUUUGUUUGUUUGUUUGCCCGACUGCUCUUAAUCCGAGGGAGGACUUUUCAGGGGGACUGGCAUACUCUCCCCACAGGGCACUGCAUCGUCAUCAUCCAUAUCAGGUUGUUAACAAGACAAAAAAAAAAAAAAAAGACGACAAUUUUGUAUUUUUCGCAUUUCCAGGCUUGACUCUGAAACACCAGUUACCACCUUACGAGUCAUCUUUUUUUUUUUUUUUUUUUUUUUUUCUAAGAAGGUCCUCACUAUUCCCUUUAAAAACCCAGAGGAAGAGACCAAACGAAACCAAAUAAAAUCAAUUUCUCUCCAAAGAGGAUCACUUUUUUUUUUUUUUUAUUUCCUUUCGACCUUUUGGUUGUCAUUCUUUCAUCCCUUCUCUGGAUCUUUGCAGUGAUUAAGAGUCAGGGAGCUCUGACUGUUGUUGUUGGCAGUCUGUUGGAGACACAGGGGCCAAAUUAUUCUGCAAUAUUUUAACUCGCCUUAAUUAUAGAUCAUACUACUUGUGCUUGGUUUUUGCUGUUUUUGGUGUUGUUUUUAUUUUUUUUAUUUGUAUACUGCUUUUUUUGUUGUUUUUUUUUUGUUUAUUAAAGGAGCUAAUGAGCUUCUUGUGAUUGGUAUUUCUGGAUUUAUUACAUUACCCAGAAUGCUCGGCACUGGCUUGCUGAGCCGUUUCUGGACUGAUUAUACAGUAGGGUCAGCCUGUAUUGAGAGUAAUGUAUUGUAUCGUGAAAGAAGGUUCUGGAGUAAAGCCACUAUUUUUGUGUGUUAAGAUAUUUGUUACUGUCUAACCUACUUAUUUUGGAUUUGUUAUGUUUCUGUCUGUGGCCCAUAUUCCCAACAUCGCAUCCAAAGUGCUCAUUCUGUACGGUAUCGGUGAAUGGAUUUGACGUUUUUUUAUUUGUUUUUGGUUUCUUUUCUUUUUUAAGAAUCCUAUUGACUGCCUUGUUUCAGAGAGCUCACGGACGCCUAAAGUUCCCAGAAUGCUCUGAGGACGCCCCCAAAAAAAACGACACCCGAGUCAAGAUCAGUGCCUGUGUCGACAUGCAUGUGCAAAGCGUUAACACUCAGAUCUGCUCAAUGUGGCUUCGGAGGAGGAAAAACGUCCUCGAAAAGAAAAAAAAAAGAAAAAAAUUACUGUUUGCAUUUAUUUUUGUUAAUUUCUGCCCCCCCUCCCCGUAUACUUCCAGGUACAAAUAUUUAAAGAAAUGAAGGAUUCAAGUGGUACAUUCGAGGAUUCUUUCCAAUCGGCCUCUAAUACUUUAAUGAAACCGAAGCAGCCGUUUGCAGACGUGUGUCGUGUCCUCGCUCUGAAUGUGUGUCUGUUUUCAUGAUCACAUACUGGGUUGUUUUCUUAAUUUUACUGUUUUCUGGUCAAAACAAAUUGGACGUCUCACAAUGACUUCUUUGUGUAAGACUUUGGGACAAAACGGAAACGUGUCCCGAACAGAAUGAAUAAAUUGAUCCAUAUAUGACGAA
This is a messenger RNA of Sphaeramia orbicularis (orbiculate cardinalfish), 4168 nucleotides long. RefSeq names its product matrix metallopeptidase 16a (membrane-inserted) (gene mmp16a). The record is from RefSeq and is a predicted model, not a curated record. Gene Ontology annotation, cellular component: plasma membrane; extracellular matrix. Bases 411 to 2249 code for a protein of 612 amino acids. The transcript is spliced from 11 exons. Lineage: Eukaryota; Metazoa; Chordata; Actinopteri; Kurtiformes; Apogonidae. Gene Ontology annotation, biological process: skeletal system development; extracellular matrix organization; collagen catabolic process. Gene Ontology annotation, molecular function: zinc ion binding; metalloendopeptidase activity.